CCCAGGCAGCAGCCGGCCGCCGGGGUCUGAGCGGCGCGGAGCGGCCCAGCCCGCUCCCGAAGCGCUGCCCCCGCCCUGCCCGGGCCCGCCCCGCUUCCCACGCCGCCCGGCCGAGCCCGCGCGGGAGCCACCUGGAGCCGCCCGGAGCCGCCGCCACCGCAGGUUGAUGCGCGGCGCCCUCCCGGGACGCGCAGAGGAGCCAUCUUGAAACCAACUUCACAAACUUUCGCAAAGUGCUCUCGAGGUGGAAGCUGCGGGGGAGACCGGGAGCGCGGCCCCCGGUGUCCCCGCCGGGGCCCCCGGGGAGGCAGGGCGCGGGCCGCCCCGAGGGCCCGGCGCCGGGCGCGCAGGAGCCCUCCCCCGGCCGCGCCGGGUGCAUGCGGAGCCGCGCCGGGUGCAUGGAUUGUGCUCGGGCGCCCGGCUCGGGCUCGGGCUCCGGGCCAUGGCGCCGCCGCCGCAGCCGGCCGUGCUGCCCGCGCUGCUGCUCCUGGCUGCGGCCGCCGCCCUGCCCGCGCUGGGGCUGCGAGCUGCCGCCUGGGAGCUGCGCGUGCCCGGCGGCGCCCGCGCCUUCGCCCUCGGGCCCGGCUGGACCUACGCGCUGGACGCUGCGCGCACGCCCCGGGCGCUGCGGGAGCUGCUGGACGUGAGCCGAGACGGGCGACUGGCGGGGAGGCGGCGCGGGCCGGGCGCGGGGCCCCGGGGCUGCGUGCGCCUGGGGGGGCGCCCGCUGCCGCUGCUCGUCCGCCUGACCGCCCGCGGCGCCCCGACGGCACUGAGCCUCCGCCUGAGGGUGCGCGCGCACGGCCCGGGUUGCGCCGCCCGGCCCCGCAGCCGACGGGCCCCCAACGCUGAGCUGCGGGCGCGGGCUGUGCUCACCGUGCCGGGGCCCGGCGCGGCGCUCUGCUUCCCGGCCUCGGGCGGCGGCGGCGGCGGUGGCGGGGCCACGCUGCACUCGGCACUCGCGGCCCUGACCACAUUCCCCGCCUGCAGCUGCCCGCCGCGCCCCGGCCCCCGCUGCCCACGCCACCCCGUCUGCCUGCCGCCCGGGGGCUCGGCCCGCCUGCGCCUGCUGUGCGCCCUGCGGCGCGCGGCCGGCGCCAUCCAGGUGGAGCUGGCGCUGGAGGCGGCCGCGGGGACGCCCUCCUCGUCGCUGUCGCCGUCGCCGUCGCCGCCGAGCCGGCCCCAAGCUGGGGCCGGGGGCCCGCGGCGGGCUCGGCGGGGCGCUGGCGGCAGCACGACCCCGCAGUUCCCGCUGCCUAGCUACCAGGUAUCGGUGCCCGAGAACGAGCCAGCGGGCACCGGGGUCAUCGAGCUGCGCGCGCACGACCCGGACGAGGGCGAGGCGGGGCGCCUGAGCUACCAGAUGGAGGCGCUGUUCGAUGAGCGCUCCAACGGCUACUUUCUCAUCGACCCCGUCACGGGCGCGGUGAGCACGGCCCGCGCACUGGACCGCGAGACCAAGGACACGCACGUGCUCAAGGUGAGCGCGGUGGACCACGGCUCACCGCGGCGCUCGGCCGCCACCUAUCUCACCGUCACGGUCAGCGACACCAACGACCACAGCCCCGUCUUCGAGCAGUCCGAGUACCGUGAGCGCGUGCGUGAGAAUCUGGAGGUGGGCUACGAGGUGCUGACCAUCCGCGCCACCGACGGCGACGCGCCCUCCAACGCCAACAUGCGCUACCGCCUGCUGGAGGGUGCGGGAGGCGUGUUUGAGAUCGACCCGCGCUCGGGCGUGGUGCGCACACGCGCGGCGGUGGACCGGGAGGAGGCGGCCGCCUACCAGCUGCUCGUGGAGGCCAACGACCAGGGCCGCAACCCGGGCCCGCUCAGCGCCACAGCCACCGUGCACAUCGUGGUGGAGGAUGAGAAUGACAACUACCCCCAGUUCAGCGAGAAGCGCUACGUGGUCCAGGUGCCCGAGGACGUGGCGGUCAACACGCCCGUGCUGCGCGUGCAGGCCAGCGAUCGGGACCAGGGGCAGAACGCGGCCAUCCACUACAGCAUCGUCAGCGGCAACCUGAAGGGGCAGUUCUACCUGCAUUCGCUGAGCGGCAGCCUGGAUGUGAUCAACCCGCUGGACUUUGAGGCCAUCAGGGAGUACACGCUUCGCAUCAAGGCCCAGGAUGGGGGCCGGCCUCCGCUCAUCAACUCCUCGGGGCUGGUCUUGGUGCAGGUGCUGGACGUGAACGACAACGCCCCCAUCUUUGUGAGCAGCCCCUUCCAGGCAGCCGUGCUGGAGAACGUGCCUCUGGGCCACUCGGUGCUGCACAUCCAGGCCGUGGACGCGGACGCGGGGGAGAACGCGCGUCUGCGCUACCGCCUGGUGGACACGGCUUCCGCCUCCGCGGGCGGCGGUGCUGGGCCUGGGCCCCAAGACCCCGCGGCGCCCGCGGACUUCCCUUUCCAGAUCCACAACAGCUCUGGCUGGAUCACGGUGUGUGCGGAGCUGGACCGCGAGGAGGUGGAACACUACCGCUUCGGGGUGGAGGCGGUGGACCAUGGCUCCCCGCCCAUGAGCUCCUCCGCCAGCGUGUCCAUCACGGUGCUAGACGUCAACGACAACGACCCGAUGUUCACGCAGCCGGUGUACGAGCUGCGUCUGAACGAGGACGCGGCCGUGGGGAGCAGCGUGCUGACCCUGCGGGCCCGCGACCGGGACGCCAACAGCGUGAUCACCUACCAGCUCACGGGCGGCAACACUCGGAACCGCUUCGCCCUCAGCAGCCAGAGCGGCGGCGGCCUCAUCACCCUGGCGCUGCCGCUGGACUACAAACAGGAGCGGCAGUACGUGCUGGCGGUGGCCGCGUCCGACGGCACGCGCUCGCACACCGCGCAGGUCUUCAUCAACGUCACCGACGCCAACACGCACCGGCCGGUCUUCCAGAGCUCACACUACACGGUGAGCGUCAGCGAGGACCGGCCGGUGGGCACCUCCGUUGCCGUCAUCGGUGCCACCGAUGAGGACACGGGCGAGAAUGCGCGUAUCACCUACGUGCUGGAGGACCCGGUUCCGCAGUUCCGCAUCGACCCGGACACGGGCACUGUCUACACCAUGACCGAGCUGGACUACGAGGACCAGGCCGCCUACACGCUGGCCAUCACCGCUCGGGACAACGGCAUCCCCCAAAAGUCCGACACCACCUCCCUGGAGAUCCUCAUCCUCGACGCCAACGACAACGCACCCCGCUUCCUGCGGGAUUUCUACCAGGGUUCCGUCUUUGAGGACGUGCCGCCGUCCACCAGCGUCCUCCAGGUGUCUGCCACGGAUCGGGACUCGGGCCCCAACGGCCGCCUGCUGUACACCUUCCAGGGUGGGGACGAUGGUGACGGCGACUUCUACAUCGAGCCCACGUCCGGCGUGAUCCGAACCCAGCGCCGGCUGGACCGGGAGAACGUGGCCGUGUACAACCUUCGGGCCCUGGCCGUGGACCGGGGGAGCCCAGCCCCGCUUAGCGCCUCGGUGGAAGUCCAGGUGAGCGUCUUGGACAUUAACGACAACCCCCCGGUGUUCGAGAGGGACGAGCUGGAGCUGUUCGUGGAGGAGAACAGCCCGGUGGGCUCUGUGGUGGCAAGGAUCCGUGCCAACGACCCCGACGAAGGCCCCAACGCCCAGAUCAUGUAUCAGAUCGUGGAGGGCAACGUGCCCGAGGUCUUCCAGCUGGACCUGCUGAGCGGGGACCUGCGUGCUCUGGUCGAGCUGGACUUUGAGGUCCGGCGGGAGUACGUGCUGGUGGUGCAGGCCACGUCUGCCCCGCUCGUGAGCCGGGCCACCGUGCACAUCUGCCUCCUGGACCAGAACGACAACCCGCCGGUGCUGCCCGACUUCCACAUCCUCUUCAACAACUACGUCACCAAUAAGUCCAACAGCUUCCCCACCGGCGUGAUCGGCCGCAUCCCGGCCCACGACCCCGACCUCUCCGACAGCCUCAACUACACCUUCCUGCAGGGCAAUGAGCUUCGGCUGCUGCUGUUGGACCCUGCCACCGGCGAGUUGCAGCUGAGCCGGGACCUGGACAACAACCGGCCGCUGGAGGCGCUCAUGGAGGUGUCUGUUUCCGAUGGCAUCCACAGUGUCGUCGCGCUCUGCACCCUGCGGGUCACCAUCAUCACGGACGAUAUGCUGACCAACAGCAUCACCGUCCGCCUGGAGAACAUGUCGCAGGAGAAGUUCCUCUCCCCGCUGCUGUCCCUCUUCGUGGAGGGCGUGGCCACGGUGCUGUCUACCACCAAGGACGACGUCUUCGUCUUCAACAUCCAGAACGACACGGACGUCAGCUCCAACAUCCUGAACGUGACCUUCUCGGCCUUGCUCCCCGGCGGCGUCCGGGACAAGUUCUUCCCGUCGGAGGACCUGCAGGAGCAGAUCUACCUGAACCGCACGCUGCUGACGGCCGUGUCCGCCCAGCGCGUGCUGCCCUUCGACGACAACAUCUGCCUGCGGGAGCCCUGCGAGAACUACAUGAAAUGCGUGUCCGUGCUCAAGUUCGACAGCUCGGCGCCCUUCAUCAGCUCCACCACCGUGCUCUUCCGGCCCAUCCACCCCAUCAACGGGCUGCGCUGCCGCUGCCCGCCCGGCUUCACGGGCGACUCCUGCGAGACGGAGAUCGACCUGUGCUACUCCAGCCCCUGCGGCACCCACGGCCGCUGUCGCAGCCGCGAGGGCGGUUACACCUGCGAGUGUCUGCAGGAUUUCACAGGAGAGCACUGUGAGGUGAACUCGCGCUCCGGCCGCUGCGCCAACGGCGUGUGCAAGAACGGGGGCACGUGCGUAAACCUGCUCAUCGGCGGCUUCCACUGCGUGUGCCCCCCCGGCGAGUUCGAGCGGCCCUACUGCGAGGUGACCACCAGGAGCUUCCCGCCCCGGUCCUUCGUCACCUUCCGAGGCCUGAGACAGCGUUUCCACUUCACCGUCUCCCUCGCGUUUGCCACCCAAGAGAGGAACGCCCUGCUGCUCUAUAAUGGCCGCUUCAACGAGAAGCACGACUUCAUCGCCCUGGAGAUUGUGGGCGAACAGGUGCAGCUCACCUUCUCAGCAGGUGAGGCUACCACAACGGUGACCCCGCAGGUCCCGGGGGGCGUGAGUGACGGGCGCUGGCACUCGGUGCAGGUGCAAUAUUACAACAAGCCCAACAUCGGCCGCCUGGGCCUGCCCCACGGGCCAUCUGGAGAGAAGGUGGCCGUGGUGACCGUGGACGACUGUGACACGGCCGUGGCUGUGCGCUUUGGCGGCCUCAUCGGGAACUACAGCUGCGCUGCCCAGGGCACACAGAGCGGCUCCAAGAAGUCCCUGGAUCUGACCGGCCCUCUGCUCCUGGGAGGCGUCCCCAACCUGCCCGAAGACUUCCCCGUGCACAACCGGCAGUUUGUGGGCUGCAUGCGGAACCUGUCCGUGGACGGGAAGAACGUGGACAUGGCCAGCUUCAUUGCCAACAACGGCACCAGGGCAGGUUGUGACGCUCAGAGGAACUUCUGUGAUCGGACGUGGUGUCAGAACGGGGGCACGUGCGUGAGCAGGUGGAACACGUAUGUGUGCGAGUGCCCGCUGCGGUUCGGCGGAAAGAACUGUGAGCAAGUCAUGCCUCACCCCCAGCGCUUCAGCGGGGAGAGCGUCGUGUCCUGGAGCGACCUGGACAUCACCAUCUCCGUGCCCUGGUACCUGGGGCUCAUGUUCCGGACCAGGAAGGAGGACGGCGUGCUGAUGGCGGCCACCGCAGGCAUGGCCUCCAGGCUGCGUCUCCAGAUCCUGAACAACCACGUCCAGUUCGAGGUGUCCCACGGCCCCUCGGACGUGGCAUCCAUGAGGUUGUCCAGGUCACGCGUGACUGACGGGAAGUGGCACCACCUGUUGAUAGAACUGAAGAGCGCCAAGGAAGGCAAAGACAUCAAGUACCUGGCGGUCAUGACCCUGGAUUAUGGGAUGGACCAGGACACGGUGCAGAUCGGGAACCAGCUUCCGGGGUUGAAGAUGAGAAGCAUCGUCGUGGGCGGCGUGUCCGAGGAUAAGGUCUCCGUGCACCGCGGUUUCCGGGGCUGCAUACAGGGGGUGAGAAUGGGCGAGACGUCCACCAACAUCGCCACGCUCAACAUGAACGACGCCCUCAAGGUCAGGGUGAAGGACGGCUGUGACGUGGAGGACCCCUGCUCCUCCAGCCCCUGUCCCCCGCACAGCCGCUGCCGCGACGCCUGGGACGCCUACUCCUGCAUCUGUGAUAAAGGGUACUUUGGAAGGAAGUGCGUGGACGUGUGCCACCUGAAUCCCUGCGAGCACGUGUCGGCCUGCGUGCACAGCCCCAGCUCCCCGCGGGGCUACGUGUGCGAGUGUGGAUCCAGCCACUACGGGCAGUACUGCGAGAACAAGAUCGACCUUCCGUGCCCCAAAGGCUGGUGGGGGAACCCCGUGUGUGGACCUUGCCACUGUGCCGUCGGCAAGGGCUUCGAUCCUGACUGCAACAAGACCAACGGACAGUGUCAGUGCAAGGAGAAUUACUACAGGCCCCCGGACCAGGAUGCCUGCCUGCCGUGUGACUGCUUCCCGCACGGCUCCCACAGCCGCGCCUGCGACAUGGACACUGGGCAGUGCGUCUGCAAGUCGGGCGUCAUCGGCCGUCAGUGCAACCGCUGUGACAACCCUUUCGCCGAGGUCACCAUGCUCGGCUGUGAAGUGAUCUACAAUGGGUGUCCCAGAGCAUUCGAGGCCGGCAUCUGGUGGCCGCAGACCAAGUUCGGGCAGCCGGCCGCGGUGCAGUGCCCCAAGGGAUCCACGGGGAAUGCAGUCCGGCACUGCAGUGGGGAGAAGGGCUGGCUGCCCCCGGACCUCUUCAACUGCACCACCGUCUCCUUCGUGGAGCUCAAAGCCAUGAAUGAGAAGCUGAGUCGGAACGAGACGCAGAUGGACGGCGAGCGGUCCCUGUGGCUGGCCAGGGCGCUCCGGAACGCCACACAGCACGCGGGCGCGCUCUUCGGCAACGACGUGCGGACGGCCUACCAGCUGCUGGGCCGCGUGCUGCUGCAUGAGAGCGGCCAGCAGGGCUUCGAGCUGGCGGCCACGCGGGACGCCCACUUCCACGAGGACGUGGUCCGCACGGGCAGUGCCCUCCUGGCCCCGGACACCCAGGCCGCGUGGGAGCAGAUCCAGCGGGGCGAGGCGGGUGCCGUGCAGCUGCUGAAGCGCUUUGAGGCCUACUUCGGGAACGUGGCGCGAAACGUGCGCAGGACCUACCUGAGGCCCUUCGUCGUCGUCACCGCCAACAUGAUUCUUGCCGUGGACAUCUUCGACACGUUCAACUUCACGGGAGCCAGGGUGCCGCGGUUUGAGGACGUUCGUGACGAGUUCCCGAAGGAGUUAGAGUCCUCUGUGUUCUUCUCGGCCGACUUCUUCAGACCCCCCGACAGGAAAGAGGGCCCCACGGUGAGGCCGGCCGGCCGGAAGGCCGCCCUGCAGACGGCGCCCCCGGGGCCCGGAACCGAGAGGGAGGCCCCGUUCAGGAGGCGCAAGAGGCACCCCGAUGAGCCGGGCCGGUUCGCCGUCGCCCUGGUCAUCAUCUACCGGACCCUGGGGCAGCUCCUGCCCGAGCACUAUGACCCUGACCGCCGCAGCCUCCGGUUGCCUAACCGGCCGGUCAUUAACACACCAGUGGUGAGUGCCGUGGUUUACAGCGAGGGGGCCCCGCUCCCCAGCCCCCUGGAGAGGCCCGUCCUGGUGGAGCACACCCUGCUGGAGACCGAGGAGCGCACCAAGCCCGUCUGUGUGUUCUGGAACCACUCCAUCACCAUCGGCGGGACCGGAGGGUGGUCGGCCAAGGGCUGCGAGCUUCUGUCCCGGAACCGGACCCACGUCGUCUGCCAGUGCAGUCACACCACCAGCUUUGCCGUGCUCAUGGAUGUCUCCAGACGAGAGCACGGGGAGGUCCUGCCCCUGAAGAUCGUCACCUACGCUGCCGUGUCCUUGUCCCUGACCGCCCUGCUGGUGGCCUUCGUCCUCCUCACGCUGGUGCGGACUCUGCGCUCCAACCUGCACGGCAUUCACAGGAACCUCAUCGGGGCCUUGUUCUUCUCCCAGCUGGUCUUCGUGAUCGGGAUCACCCAGACCGGAAACCCGUUCCUGUGCACGGUGAUCGCCAUCGUCCUGCACUACGUUUACAUGAGUACCUUCGCCUGGACCUUUGUGGAGAGCCUGCACGUGUACCACAUGCUGACCGAGGUGCGCAACAUCGACGCCGGGCCCAUGAGGUUCUACUACGUCGUGGGCUGGGGCAUCCCGGCCAUCAUCACAGGACUCGCCGUGGGCCUGGACCCCCAGGGCUAUGGAAACCCCGACUUCUGCUGGCUGUCCCUUCGAGACACCCUCAUCUGGAGCUUUGCCGGGCCCAUCGGAACGGUUAUAAUUGUCAACACAGUCAUUUUUGUCCUGUCUGCAAAGGUGGCCUGCCAGAGAAAGCACCAUUAUUAUGAAAGGAAAGGAGUCAUCUCCCUGCUGCGCACCGCCUUCCUCCUGCUGCUGCUCACCAGCGCCACCUGGCUGCUGGGGCUGCUGGCCGUGAACAGCGACGCGCUGACCUUCCACUACCUGUUCGCCGUCUUCAGCUGCUUGCAGGGUCUCUUCGUCCUCCUGUUCCACUGCGUGCUCAACAGGGAGGUCCGGAAGCACCUGAAGGGAGUCCUCGCCGGGAAGAAGCUGCACCCGGAUGACUCGGCCACCACGAGGGCCACCCUACUGACGCGCUCCCUCAACUGCAACCACACCUACAGCGAGGAGCCCAACAUGUUCCGCACGGCCCUGGGCGAAUCCACAGCCUCGCUGGACAGCACCAUCAGGGACGAAGGGGGCCAGAAGCUCAGCGUGUCCUCUGGGCCAGCGCGGGGUGGCCAUGGGGAGCCAGAUUCGUCCUUUGUCCCCAGGAGCACCAAGAAGCCCCACGGCCACGAUUCAGACUCGGAUAGCGAGCUGUCCCUAGAUGAGCAAAGCAGCUCUUACGCCUCCUCACGCUCAUCGGACAGCGAGGACGACGGGGUGGAGGCCGAGGACAAGUGGGAUUCGGCUCGGGGCCCUGUCCACAGCACCCCCAAAGCGGACACUGCAGCCAACCACAUCCCCGCCGGCUGGCCCAACGAGAGCCUGGCUGGGAGCGACAGUGAGGAGCCUGGUGACAAGCCGCGCCUGAAGGUGGAGACCAAGGUCAGCGUGGAACUGCACCUGGAUGAGCAGGGCAACCACUGCAGCGAGUGCCCCCCAGACCAGGAGAGCGGGGGCCCGCCGAGGCCUGCGGGAGUGCCCCCCAACCCGCCCCCUGAGCAGAGAAAAGUCUCCGCACCAACAGGCAUCUUGAAAAACAAAGUCACUUACCCGCCGCCGCUGACCGAGAAGAGCCUGAAGUCCCGGCUCCGGGAGAAGCUGGCCGAGUGCGAGCAGAGCCCCGCGCCAUCGCGUUCGUCCUCCCUGGGCUCGAGCGACGGGGCCCGCGCCCCCGACGGCGCCAUCACCGUCAAGAGCCCACGCCGGGAGCCGGGGCGCGAGCACCUCAACGGGGUGGCCAUGAACGUGCGGGCCGGGAGCGCCCAGGCCGCCGGCUCCGACUCCGAAGGCAGCAACGAAACCUCAAUCUGAACCAUCAGGAAAGCGGGACAUGAGCCCAGCGCCUCCGUCCAGGCCCCUGUGCUGCGUCAAGACACCCUUGGAGCCCAAGGGACCACGGCCUUUCCAGUGAAGCAGGCCCUGGCGGUGGGGGUCCCUGUGGCAGCAGCCCCCUGGCUGGUGUGACGGACGGUCUGGACACAAAGCUCUGGGCUGCCCCCAGGGGCUCAGGGCCCAGCUGACCCCUGACAAGUGCCAAAGGCCACAGGCACAAGGAGGCGUGGACUCCCGGAGGCUGGCACAGCUUGAUCCAGACCCAGAGCCGAAGCCGUGCGCCCGCGAGCCAGGAGCGGGCCCAGGCAAGAG
Messenger RNA from Acinonyx jubatus (cheetah), 9940 nucleotides. It is a transcript of the gene CELSR1, whose product is annotated as cadherin EGF LAG seven-pass G-type receptor 1. The coding region runs from base 443 to 9607 and encodes 3054 amino acids. Gene Ontology annotation, cellular component: plasma membrane. The transcript has 35 exons. The record is from RefSeq and is a predicted model, not a curated record. Gene Ontology annotation, molecular function: G protein-coupled receptor activity; calcium ion binding. Gene Ontology annotation, biological process: homophilic cell-cell adhesion; cell surface receptor signaling pathway; G protein-coupled receptor signaling pathway. NCBI's taxonomy places the organism in Eukaryota, Metazoa, Chordata, Mammalia, Carnivora, Felidae.